Penicilliopsis zonata CBS 506.65 is the source of this 1759-nucleotide messenger RNA. RefSeq lists its product as hypothetical. Lineage: Eukaryota; Fungi; Ascomycota; Eurotiomycetes; Eurotiales; Aspergillaceae. Gene Ontology annotation, cellular component: membrane. Bases 124 to 1674 code for a protein of 516 amino acids. The transcript is spliced from 7 exons. The record is from RefSeq and is a predicted model, not a curated record. Gene Ontology annotation, molecular function: carbohydrate:proton symporter activity. Gene Ontology annotation, biological process: carbohydrate transport; transmembrane transport.
UAUCAGACCUGCAGAGAAGUGGUGGUGACAGAUAGUAACCCCGGAUAUAUAUAAAUACAGAGAACCCUGCAGCUGUACGCCAAGAUCAACGCAGUGCUUGUUUGCCCAUCUGGCCUGUCCAUCAUGCUGAAGAAAACCCCCACAGGCACAUGGAUGCCGGCGUGGGUACCCGAGACGACCGUUCCCCUUGCGUGCCUGCUGCUUGUGUGCUCCAUGGUGCAGUCGUCAACUGGCGGCUAUGAUGGCUCGAUGCUGAACGGGCUCAACAUCUUGCCCUCCUAUCUCGACUACUUCCACCUCAACGCCGCUACGACGGGUCUGAACACGGCCUCGGUCUUCAUCGGCGGCGUCCUGGGUCCAAUGCCGGCUGGGAUCCUGUCCGACCGUCUCGGCCGCCGCCCGACGAUCUUCUGGGGCUCGUUGGUGACCAUCAUCGGCGUCAUUAUCCAGACGGCGGCGCAGAAUAUCGCCAUGUUUGUCGUCGGGCGCAUCAUCCUUGGGUUCGGCUCGGCAAUCACCGGCGUGGCGGGCCCUGUCUAUCUGUCGGAAACGUUCCCCAGUCGAUGGCGAGCCUGGGGGGUUGGGAUCCUGAAUGACUUCUACUAUGUUGGGGCCCUGAUCGCGGCUGGAAUCACUCUCGGGACCGGCCAGUGGCAGUCAACAUGGGCAUGGCGAGCCCCCUCGCUCUUCCAGGGCAUCUUCUCGCUGCUCUGCAUUAUCAUCCUUCCUUUCAUCCCAGAAUCCCCCCGUUGGCUCGUUCAUCAAGGGUACUACGACGAGGCCCGGAUCGUCGUGGCGCAGACCAACUCUGACGGCAAGCUGUCGGAUCCCGUGGCCCUGACAGUAUACAAGGAGAUCGUGGACACGCUGAAAUGGGAAAAGGAUCAAGGCCACACGAUGAGCCCGAUGGAAAUGAUCCGCACGCCGACCGCGCGGAAGCGCUUUCUCAUCGGCAUGUCGCCUGGUCCUUUUUCGUGCAUCGCGGGCAACAUCAUCGCCUCGUACUAUCUCGGUGACGAGCUCGACACGGCCGGUGUGACCAACACGACGGCGCAGCUGCAAGCGAACGUCGUGCUAAACGUCUGGUGCCUGUUCUGCUGUCUGGCCGGCACUCACCUGGCCGCCCAAUGGGGCCGCAAGUCGACCGCGCUGUUGUCCGAAUUUCUGCUCGCGGUCUGUCUGUUCAUCAUCGGCGGUCUGUCGAAGCUGUAUGCGGAGAAUCCGGCGGGCGCGUCAAGCAGUCUUGUAUACGGCAACGUCGCCGUCAUGUUCCUCUUCCAGGGCUUCUACUCCAUCGCGUGGACGCCGCUGCUGUACAUCUAUCCGCCAGAGGUGAUGAACUAUUCCAUCCGAGCGAACGGAUUAGCAUUCUCUUCUUUUGCUUUGAAUGGCCUUGCUCUUGUCUUUGUUUUCAUCAUGCCCAUCGGCCUGGCCAACAUCGGCUGGAAAAUGUACAUGGUCAAUGCCUCGUGGGAUGUUGUCAUUUUCGGUCUCAUCGCAUACUUUUGGGUCGAGACCAAGGGCAAGACGCUGGAGGAGAUCGACGCCAUUUUCGACAGGAAUAAACACAGCGAUGUUCCGGACGUCGAAAUGGUGCGCAGUGGUAAGGGUCGUGUUGAUGUACAGGCCUUGGAGAAGGAGUUGGGUGCCAGCCAGGGCGUCAGCCAGGGAUAGCAGUAGCAGGAGCAGGUAGCGAUUCAAUUUACUUUUCCUUCAGACUCGAAAUAUCUAUAUAUCCUUCUGUACGUCCAACACCUGU